CUCAGAACAUAUGAUUUUUAUUUUGAAAUGCAAACAGUUUAAAACAAUUACGAUUUCAGGGUUAUUUAUUGAGAUAUAUAUUAAGCCGGAAGAACAUCUUGGUUUUCCACCAUGAUGAUGGUUUUAUGUAAACAGUAAUGCAAUAGAGAUAAAACCGUACCGUCGUUUAAUGACAUUUCAAAACUUGAUGUUGACGCCGGUGUUUGGUAGUAAAUAAAUUAAAAACAUUCUUUUCUGGAUACAAAAAUUUUACAUUUUUGGAUAAAUAUAUUGCCCCAGUUAUAAAAAAGUUUAAUUAUGCUUUCACUAUAUUCUAAUCAUCUUUUAAGUCGGACUAUAUUGUUAGCAAGUAAUUCUCCUCAACGACAGAAGAUUCUUAAAGAAAUAGGCCUUUCGUUUAAAGUUGUGCCUUCUAAUUUUGCUGAAAACUUAGAUCAGAGUAGUUUCUCUUCACCUGCUGAAUUUGUCAAAGAAACUGCAAAGCAAAAAGCUUUGGAUGUUGCAGGCAGUAUUGAAGCAAAAGCAAAACAGCACGACUUACCUCAUCUUAUCAUUGCUGCUGAUACAGUUGUUGUUUUAGAUAAUAAAAUAAUUGGGAAACCAAAAUCUGAAGAAGAUAAUAUAGAUAUAUUGAAAAGGUUGAGUGGAAGAAAACAUUUAGUUUUCACUGGCAUAGCACUAAUCGUGUAUGAUAAAAAGAAUGAAAACGAUCCUUUCAAGUACCAUAUCAGAACAUUACAUGAUGAAACAGAUGUUCAUAUGGCGCCAUUACCAACAGAUGUAAUAGAAGCCUAUGUGAAGACUGGUGAACCAGCGAAUAAAGCUGGUGGUUAUGCAAUUCAAGGUUUGGCAUCAACAUUUAUUGAAGGAAUUAAAGGAGAUUAUUUCAAUGUUGUUGGCUUACCAGCUUGCAAGCUUGCUAAAGAGAUUUAUGACUUAUGUAAAUCCAGUUUAUUGUGAGAUUAAAAUUUUUCUUAACUUUUU
This is a messenger RNA of Argiope bruennichi, 984 nucleotides long. Its product is annotated as dTTP/UTP pyrophosphatase-like. Bases 298 to 960 code for a protein of 220 amino acids. The record is from RefSeq and is a predicted model, not a curated record. The transcript has 7 exons. Gene Ontology annotation, molecular function: nucleoside triphosphate diphosphatase activity. NCBI's taxonomy places the organism in Eukaryota, Metazoa, Arthropoda, Arachnida, Araneae, Araneidae.